UUCCACUCAAUCUGUCCCAUUAUGAAUGAAGGACAUCCAGACACCCUUGCUGAAAGCACAAAACAGAAUUUGGUGUUUAAGAGCUAAGUACCCACAUUAGAGAUUCUUCCUAGAAAGAAAUUAUGGUAACUUAAACUGUCCUCAUUAGACAACUUUUGUUUGGAGUAUAUCAUUAUCCUCUCUUAUAUACUAGGAAUAUUAUUGCUAAGGUAGUCUCUCCUUCUGCUCUUGUAUUUGGCCCUAUCAAUGGGAAUAUUCCUUACGAAUGCUCUGGUGUAUUCCAUAUUCCAUUUUGGUUCGCAUAAAUGCUUAUUUCAUUGUAUUUUAACCAGGUUAUUGACAAGUUUUACGAGAUCAGGAAAAAUUCUCUUCACGAAGAAGGAGAAAUCAAUUCAGAUGAUAAAUGUGCAUGCCUUCUGCAAGAUUCAGAAGAAACAUGGACAUUCAAUGAUUCUUCCACCUCAAAAUAUAUUACAGAGUGCAUUGGAAGAGGAGCUGGAGAAGGUGAGAAGAUCUGUUGAUAAUCUGCAAACCAAAUUGCGAGUGGGUUUAGAAAUCGAGAAUCAUUUAAAGAAGAAAGUGCAUGAAUUAGAAAAGAAGAAUAUACUAGCGGAAAAACUAAUUACAAAUGGGAUUGCAGAUUUACGUAAUUUCCAUUCAGCACAAAGUGCUCACAUCAUGAAUUUACUUGGUGAGGGGAGAUCAUUUAUCGAGUUAACUAUCGAUACCCUACAAGAAAUUUUUAGGCAUUGUGAUGUGAAAAGAAGAAAUAAUCUGGAGCAUGCUCGGCAUGAUGUGAAACAAGACGAAUAUGAAUGUGGAAAUGUGCACAUACAUAAAGAUGAAGAAGUCAAGGUACGAUUUGAGGGAGAUGGAUCUGUCGCUCCUACUGAUGUGCCUGACAAAAAGGGUGAUGCCUCCGAAGCCCUUGCGCAGGCGUUGCAAGAGAAGGUUGCAGCAUUAUUACUUUUAUCACAGCAGGAAGAAAGGCAUUUACUGGAAAGAAAUGUGAAUGCAGCUCUUCAGAAGAAAAUAGAAGAGCUCCAGAGGAACUUAUUACAAGUUACUAACGAAAAAGUGAAAGCUCUCGUGGAGUUGGCACGGCUGAAGCAGGAAUAUGAACUGCUCCAAGAGAAAACAAUUGAUGAGCUGAAACAAGGAAAAGCUGAUAUUAGCGAGAAAAGGUCUGUUGCUCAUGAAAGAGAUGGAAAGUUAAGAAACCUGCUCAAGAAAACUUAUUUGAACCGAUGGGUUGGUCCACUAUCAUUGACUGCAAAUGUUGUUGAUCCACACUUGAAUGAUGAAAGGAAUUUCUCUGGCAGGAGGUCUAGUAGCACGGAUUAUGCCAGAAUGAAGAUUGAAAAUGUAGCACUCAAGGAGACCAUGGAAAGUAUGGAGUAUUUGACGACUACAAUUCACAGACUUCGGCUUGAACUUUUAAGGGUGAAAGAGUCAGUCAGUUCUGGGGAUACACUUACUAGCAUGUCAGCAGCUCUUAGCGACAUCACUACCGAGGCAAAUCUUGUGAAGACAGCUCUUGGCAGCUCCCUACCAGUCAGAUGGUCAGCUGAUUCUGAUACUGGAUCAAUUAGUGAUAACAUGGGCAAGGUGCAAGGCAUUGGCAAUUCAACUAGUGAGAGGAUAGACUCGGUUUCUGCUGCAGGGCUUGAGAUGGUGGAACUUCUAAUACUUGCAGCUCAAUUACUGAAGAAUGGAAUGACCAAAAUAAGUACCCAAAGUGAAGAAUGACGCAGUUGGAUUCUGUUGGUUUUGUUUUGAGGAGAUCCUUCUGAUGUUUCGUUCUUUGUAUAAACCAAUACUAGUGAAGUCGAACUUUUAUCAUGGACUACCAGGUGGGUGAAAACGACGAGAAUUAUAUGCUGCACAAGGAAGAAAUAGUAGGAAAAGAUGGGCCCCAUGCUGUACCUUGUCAUCAUCCACACUCAGUCCAUCCAGCUGUUUAAAUUGUACCUUGAAAGAUUGAGUUCACUCUCGUCAAUGCAUUUGCGCGAAGGGGAGGGGGUUCAUAUUUAUGAGUUGCUUGUAUAUUGUACAGUGACAUUCCAUCGGAUUGCAACAAGCAAAGGUCGCUGAAUGCUGAAGAAUGUGGUUUCUUCUCUUCAUUCCUUUGUUUGCAGUGGCAGCUUUAUUUGUUAGUAGUUCACCAAAUGAUUUCUUAUAUUCUUCUUGUACACAAAGCCCAUCUAAUCUACAAGUACGAAUUCCUGAAUUA
Carica papaya (papaya) is the source of this 2233-nucleotide messenger RNA. The record is from RefSeq and is a predicted model, not a curated record. NCBI's taxonomy places the organism in Eukaryota, Viridiplantae, Streptophyta, Magnoliopsida, Brassicales, Caricaceae.